AUGAAACCUAUUUCCUUCUGGCCCUUGCUGGCCGCUCCUGCAGCGUCGUCAAAUGAAUUCAGUGCCAAUGAUUCCACCAAGACGCCUCCAAUAGUAUCCACUACCUCUGGGAGAAUACAUGGGAAAGUCGAUCCAAGCCUGCCCAAUGUCCAUCAAUAUCUCGGUAUUCCUUACGCCCUGCCGCCUAUAGAUGCAAAGCGUUGGGCAGCACCAAAACCUCUCGACUUGCCCGACUCGGACGUUCAGGCUACGAAUCUGCCGCCAAGCUGUCUGCAGUACUUCAACCAUUCACCUAUUAAUACGGAAGUCGUGCCCGAGUUCAACCUCCAGGGCCUUAAUGGGACUGGCGCAAUCAGCGAAGACUGUUUAACACUCAGCGUAUGGACCCCUGCCAACACGACAGCAUCAUCUGAGGGCGUACCGGUCCUCAUCUGGGUCUAUGGCGGCGGCUACGGUGUCGGCUCCGGCCAGGAUGUGCCUUACCAGAUACCCGCUCAGUGGGUAGACAGGACCCCGGACCACAUUGUGGUCUCAUUCAACUAUCGUCUGGGCAUCUUUGGAUUUCCCAACGCCGGCGGUCUCACAGACCAGAAUCUCGCUCUACUCGACACACGCGCAUUAGUGGAGUGGUGUCGGAAGAACAUCGCCGCGUUUGGAGGUGAUCCAAAGCGGAUUGUCUUGUGGGGUCAGUCGGCAGGAUCUUUAAUGGCCAAUCACUACGGCUUUGCAUACCGUGACGACCCCAUCGUCACGGGUCUGAUCAUGAACUCCGGGACGGCGUUACUCCCAUACUACACAGUUAACGACACGUCAAGGUCUAACUUUACAUUUGUCGCCGACCACGUAGGCUGUGCUGGUCUUGCAGACGAACCUGACAAACAACUUUCAUGCAUGCGCGAUGUCAACGGCAGUGUUAUCAUCGAUUUUGUUGCGAACUAUUCGACAAGCAUUGGAAGUGGAGGAUUGACUGGGCUUGCUUUUGUUCCCGUUGAGGACAAUGUCUUAGUCUUUUCAAACUACACAAAGCGAGCCAUGGAUGGAUUGCAAGCUAACAUAGUAAGAUUUUUGAUUCCUAUUCACACCUCUCUAACAUGCUUGUCUCCUUCAAAAUCUGACUGCUGGAAGCCCGCAAUCGUUGGUACAAACGCCCAAGAUGGUAUCUUGUACGCCGACUACGACCCAAUAAAUGGCCCAAACACAACCGUAGGCCUAGAGUGGGAUCUUCUCCUCUUCUCCUGCCCGGCAACCAACACAAUCCGUCUUCGACAGCAGACGGGGCUUGUGACCUUCCGCUCCGUGUACUAUGGCAACUUCAGUAAUGUGUCCCCGCUGCCGUGGAUGGGGGCAUACCACGGCUCGGAAUCGCCCAUACUUAUGGGCACACAUCCGAAUUUCCGUGGAAAUAGCACUCCUGAGGAGUAUGCAACAAGUCAUGCGUUCCAGGAUGCAUACGUGGCUUUCGCUAGUGACCCUGAGAACGGCCUAGCUGGGCAAGGAUGGAAGCAGUACACGACUCUGGGGAGUGAUGAGGUUAGAGGGUUUGGUAGAAACGGGGUAGCGGCGGAGGAUGUGAGUAUUGCGUCAACGGAGUCACUAUGUGUAUGA
Molecule: messenger RNA, 1605 nt
Organism: Diaporthe amygdali
Lineage: Eukaryota; Fungi; Ascomycota; Sordariomycetes; Diaporthales; Diaporthaceae
Exons: 1
Coding region: 1-1605 (534 amino acids)
Source: RefSeq, a predicted model, not a curated record